AACCAAGUCAACCUUACGAUAACUAUAAAUAAAAGACUACCUGCAUUUGGGGAAGUUCAUCAAGAACUUGAGCAAUUAUUAUAGAGUGAGAGAGAGAUGGAAAUGCUCUACGAGAGCGCAGCAAAAGGAGAUGUAGUGGCUCUGCGCAAACUACUUCAAGAGGAUGAAUUUCUCCUAGAAAGAGUUUCUUACACAAGUCCAAACAACACACCCCUCCAUGUAGCAGCAUUAAAAGGGUAUCUGCUCUAUGUUGUGGAGAUCUUGAGCCGCAGCCCUCGCCUUGCUGAAGUGCUUAACUCUCAGCAAUCUUCGCCUCUCCACAUCGCCUCGGCACGGGGCUACGUGGAGAUCGCGAAAAGGCUGAUCGGUGCAGCACCAGAUAUGUGCCUGUCCCGCGACUCUCAGCAAUCUUCGCCUCUCCACAUCGCCUCGGCACGGGGCUACGUGGAGAUAGCGAAAAGUCUGAUCGGUGCAGCACCAGAUAUGUGCCUGUCCCGCGACUCUCAGGGCCGGAACCCUGUCCAUCUUGCGGCAAUAAAGGGCCGGGUCCAGCUGCUGGAGGAGCUCGUCUCCGUAGCUCCUCUGGCUGCUCGGCAUAAGGUGGGUCGAGGCCUCAACGCCCUGCAUUUGUGCGUCGAACAUGGCCAGCUUGGGGCUUUGAGGGUUUUGAUGGGAGAAGUGAAAGAGCUGAUCAAUGCAAAGAAUGAUGAUGGUGACACCAUUUUGCAUAUGGCAGUAGCUGGGAGAAAGACUGAGAUUAUAGAGUAUCUACUCCAAAACGACAACGUGGAUAUCAAAGCAAUGAACUCCAAUGGCCAAACAGCGAAGUCCCUUUACGAACAAAUCCAACCCGAGGCACAAGAAGAUUCUGGAGUCGCCCAUGUUCUGUGCCACGGGCUCAACAGAUCAAAAAACAAACACAGAGACACCCAGCCGGUGAAGUGGUUGACCAAGAAACGAGACUCCAUAAUGGUGGUCGCGAUCCUCAUAGCAACCAUGGCUUUCCAAGCCGGGGUGACCCCUCCAGGGGGCUUCUGGCAGGAAGACUUCACACACUAUGACAACGGCACCGCCGUGGAUAAUCCACACAAAGCAGGGGAGGCCGUGAUGGCAUACAAAAGCGAACGGGCAUUCAAAAACUUCAUGCGCACCAACACAGUGGCCUUCGUAACGUCUCUCAGCACAAUCCUGCUGCUCAUUAGCGGCCUGCCCUUCAGGCGGCCGCUGUUCAUGUGGAUCCUGAUGGUGACCAUGUGGCUCACGGUUACUACAACCGCGGCUACCUAUGCCAUAUCGAUUACUGUGGUGACUCCGAAGAAGGAUCGGAGGUCACUGAGCGACGUCAUUGAGAUCUCGCUAGCUGUGUGGUGCGGUGUGAUGUUGGUUUUGCUUGUCGGAAACACGAUUCGUUUGAUCGAUAAGUGGUUGAAGAAGAGAGGGGUUGUUGUAUGGAGGCCUAGAAGGUUUAGGAGAGAGGUGGAAAUGAACCAACUGAUCAGAUACAGCAGUCAACAAUGAGAGUUUUUUUUUUCAUUUAUCUGCAAACACAUCUAUCUAGUUUCCUAUGCUUGAAAAUUAGUAGUGUAUCAUAUUCAUGUUCA
Salvia splendens (bonfire salvia) is the source of this 1601-nucleotide messenger RNA. Its product is annotated as ankyrin repeat-containing protein ITN1-like. Gene Ontology annotation, molecular function: protein binding. Gene Ontology annotation, cellular component: plasma membrane. Lineage: Eukaryota; Viridiplantae; Streptophyta; Magnoliopsida; Lamiales; Lamiaceae. The transcript has 2 exons. The record is from RefSeq and is a predicted model, not a curated record. The coding region runs from base 97 to 1518 and encodes 473 amino acids.